This is a messenger RNA of Biomphalaria glabrata, 1637 nucleotides long. RefSeq lists its product as uncharacterized. The transcript has 8 exons. The record is from RefSeq and is a predicted model, not a curated record. NCBI's taxonomy places the organism in Eukaryota, Metazoa, Mollusca, Gastropoda, Planorbidae. Bases 259 to 1437 code for a protein of 392 amino acids.
AAAUAAAAAAAAAAGAUUUAAUUAACGUUGGUUUGUGUGGGUUUGGUCCCAAGUUAGUAACUUAUGUAGACUCUAAAAUGUAGAUCUACAUCUAGAUCUAGGUUCUAUAAUAGUCUAGUUCUUUAUCCAGAUAUAAUAUUCUCUGUUGAUCUAGAAUAUGUAGAUCUAAAUAAUUCUGAUCUAUCUUUCAUAUUUCGAACUUUAAUUAGAUCUAGAUCUAUUCUCUAGAUCUACUUUCUUUAACUUUCCGAAAGAAAAAUGAGCUUGAUAAAUUUACCUGUCACUGCGAGUUGGAGGCCAGUAACUACUAAUAAGUGCCCAUCAAAGCAAACCAUCUUGUUCACAAUUAUAUUUUUCAUGAUACUCAUAAUACUCUAUGUAGUAGUUGGGCUGAAGCAAGAACCAAAGACUGAGAUCAAAUAUUUACUGGAUUUACUCAAGGGCUCUUCACCAAAAGUUCUGAAAGUCUCUUAUGACUUUGUGACUGAACCAAGGAAAAUAAUGUCACUAAAAACUAUCCAAAAUAUUAGUUUCCAAUAUUAUAAUGGGUCAAAUCUCACAUCAAUAGAAAACUAUGAUGGGCCAAAUCAAACACCAACAGAAACUCCUUUAAAAUCAACAAUAAAAAAGAAAGAGCUUAGAAUGCAAGCCACUAAUUACUUGACUCAGUAUGCUAGUUUGUUUGAUCCUAACAAAACUACUACAUUGAAAGCAGAUCCAAAUAAAUCCAGUACCAUUCAGACCUGGUGGCAGGCAGCAGCCAUGAUUGACUGGUAUUUUAAUGCACCACGCCGACAUGUCUGCUCAGAGAUUAAGACUAUGGGUAACUGGCUUAUUUGUCAGGACCCACCUUAUACAGUGCGCCCGCCUUGUCUUGUGUAUUCAUUCGGUAUCAAUUAUGAUUUUUCCUUUGAUGACGCAAUGAGUUUACUAGGCUGUGAGGUCCAUUCAUUCGAUCCAAGUAUGAAGACUGAAACCAUGAAAAGGGGAAACAACUCUUUUUUCUAUAAAUGGGGGAUAAGCUUUGUGAAUACUAAUACUUUUGUGCCAAGAUUGGAUUGGUAUGUGAAAAGUAGACAAGAGUGGACAGUCAGGACACUUAAGCAGUUGAUGAAGGAACUAGGACAUGAAAAGAGAACUAUUGAUGUCCUCAAAAUGGAUGUUGAAGGCUACGAAUGGGGAAUUGUUUCCAACUUGAUAGAGACAGAUGUUUUAAAAUAUGUACGUCAGUUUAUGCUGGAAUUUCAUCUGUUCCCAAAUUUUCCAUCUAUGUCUGAUUAUGUCCAUCUAUAUCAGACAUACACAGCUUUAAGAGAAAUGGGUUUCAUUGAAUAUUUUAACUAUCCACAUCCUAAGACUUUGAAAAAGGCACACUUUAAUAACCAAUGUGAUGUGCACUUUGUUAACAUUUAUUUCAAUUGGACUAGUCAGGCUUAAUCGUAAUCUUCUCAAUGCCAACUACUACCAACCAUCUUACAAUGUUUUUUUUAUCCUAAAGUUUACUGAGUUUUUUUUGGUUUCUUUUAUGUUUUGGAUGUUCCUUCAGAUUUUGAAGAUAAAAACAUACUAGCCCAAAACCUGCCGCAGGAUGGCGGUGGGCAGGGCUUAAACAAUACUAAGUAUUUCUUGUACUUAGA